This is a messenger RNA of Ostrea edulis (European flat oyster), 4420 nucleotides long. RefSeq names its product ribosome biogenesis protein BMS1 homolog. Lineage: Eukaryota; Metazoa; Mollusca; Bivalvia; Ostreida; Ostreidae. Gene Ontology annotation, molecular function: GTPase activity; GTP binding; U3 snoRNA binding. The transcript has 23 exons. The record is from RefSeq and is a predicted model, not a curated record. Gene Ontology annotation, biological process: maturation of SSU-rRNA from tricistronic rRNA transcript (SSU-rRNA, 5.8S rRNA, LSU-rRNA); ribosome biogenesis; endonucleolytic cleavage of tricistronic rRNA transcript (SSU-rRNA, 5.8S rRNA, LSU-rRNA). Bases 138 to 3788 code for a protein of 1216 amino acids. Gene Ontology annotation, cellular component: nucleus; 90S preribosome.
UGUAGGCAUAAAGACGAUUUAUAACUGGAAUUAGUUGACGAUCGACUUACUUCCAAGAUGGCCGCCUCCAUUGAAAAACGUCUAACUUGUUGAAACAUCAAUCUGAUAUACCGUUGAAAAUAUAACAUUCUACAAAAAUGGAGGAGGAUGCAAAUAAGAAAGUACAUAGAAAGCGACAGGCGGGGCCGAAGGCAGAAAAGAAAAAGGCAAAGAAUAAACACCAACAAGAUUUAACUCCGCAACAGAGAAACCCUAAAGCCUUUGCUAUUCAACAUGCUCAGAAAACUGCCAAGCUUAUUAAAAGAACACAAGAUAUUAAGACCAAGAAGCAGCACAUUCCCAUGGUGGACAGGACACCACUGGAACCGCCCCCAAUAGUGAUAGCCAUUGUCGGCCCACCCAAAGUUGGAAAGUCCACCCUGUUACAGUGCAUAGUUAAAAAUUUCACAAAACAGAGGCUUGCCAAUGUCCAAGGCCCAGUUACGGUUGUGUCAGGUAAAAGCAGGAGACUGACAUUAAUGGAGUGCAAUAAUGACAUCAACAGCAUGAUUGAUCUGGCCAAAGUAGCAGACCUGGUAUUAUUGUUGGUUGAUGCAAGUUUUGGGUUUGAAAUGGAAACUUUUGAGUUUCUGAAUAUCUGCCAAGUGCACGGCUUUCCAAGAAUUAUGGGAGUACUGACUCAUCUUGAUGCUUUCAAGGACAACAAACAAAUGAGGAAAACCAAAAAGAGACUGAAACACAGAUUUUGGACAGAGGUGUAUCAGGGUGCUAAGUUGUUCUAUCUUUCUGGAAUGGUAAAUGAAGAAUACCAGAAGACAGAAGUUCACAACCUGUGUCGAUUCAUCUCUGUCAUGAAGUUCAGGCCCCUGCAGUGGCGACUCACACAUCCCUACCUCCUUGUGGACAGAAUUGAAGACAUCACUGACCCAGAGGAGAUUCGACAGAAACCUAAAAUUGACAGGAAGCUGUCCAUGUACGGUUACGUCAGAGGGACACACCUGAAGAACCACUCCAUGGUCCACAUCCCAGGUUGUGGGGAUUACAGUAUCAGUGAUAUGCAGACUUUACCAGAUCCAUGUCCAAUGCCAGACAAGGAGAAGAAAAAGACCCUCCAUGUGAAGGAGAGAUUGAUCUACGCUCCCAUGUCUGGGGUGGGGGGAGUUAUUUACGACAAGGAUGCCGUGUAUAUAGACCUGGGGGGCAGCCAUUCCCUCACACAGAAUGCAGAGGAGUCUGAUGCCCCGAUGAAUGAACUUGUGGCCUCUUUGAUGAAUGUAAACAAUCCACUGGAUGAGAAAAUGACAACCAGUCACAUGACCUUAUUCUCUAAUGCUGCCCCAAUCAUAGAGGCAGAUUUACAAGAGGAUAAGGAUGACGAUGAAGAAAUCUCGAGGAUUCGUAGAUUGGCGGAGUUUGAUGUUGAUCCAGAAAAAGACCACAAACAACGAAAGAAAACGGAGGACUUGGUGUUUGAUGAUAGUGACGAAGAGGGAGAGGCAUUCAGUCUGUUUUCAAACUCGGUGAAAAAACAAAUUGGGACUAAUUCUGAAAAGGCAGAUCGGAUUCAUGAAAAUGAAAACAGUGAAUCUGAAUCAGGAUCAAAUAGUGGCUCAGACAUGGAGUAUUCUGAAGAGGAAGAAAUUGCAGUAAAAAAACCCAAACUGUCAAGGACUUCAAGUGAAGGAAAAUCUGGUUCCUUCAAUUUUGCUGGUGCUGAUGUGACUGACCCUGAAAGUGAUGCAUGUGCCGAGUCCGAUGAUGAUGUGCAAAAUGGAAGAAGUGAUAUUUCUAAAAGUGUGAUGGAAGAUAGUGAUGAUGAUGUUGAUGAAGAGGAUGAUUCUAAUAGUGAUGAGGACAGUGAAGGCAGUGAGGAGGAGGAAGAGGACAUUGUGGAAGAAGCUGAUAGUGAAAGUGAUGAAGAGGAUGGUGAAGAAGAGGGACAUUUAAAAUGGAAAGCUAAAAUAGCUGCUUCAGCUGCUGAGUCAUUCAAAAGGAGGAAAUCAGAUAGGAUUAAUUAUAGGAAGCUUAUCUAUGGGAAAGUUGAGGAAGAGGAGCAGGAAGAGGAGGAGGAGGAUGAAUUGGGAGGACUGUUUAAAGUGUUAAAACAGAAAGAGCAAAAGAAAAAUCCCAACCUGGAAGCUGAUAUGACGGACAGCUCUAAGUGUGUGCCCAACAAAUUCCAGGCCUGGGAGUUAGAGGAGGUGCAGGAUUUGAUCAGGGACUGCUUUGUAACAGGAAACUGGGACAAGAGCGAGGAUGCUAAAGAGCUGCUUAACCAAGAUGAUGAACUGUUUGGAGACUUUGAGGAUCUAGAGACUGGUGAAGUUCACCAUGGUGAUGGAGGUGAAGAAGAUGAAGAAGAUGAUGAGGGUGAGGAUGGUGAAGAAGAGUCAUCGGAGAGGAAGAAAACAAAGGCAGAGAAGACGGCCUUAGAACGAAGAAUGGAGAAGAAGAAGAAGCUGAAGGAGAUGUUUGAUAAUGAGUAUGACAUGAAGGGAGAUAAUGAGUUCUAUGAUAACUGGAAACUACAGAAUGAGGAACAAGCCAAGUUGAACCGAGCUGAGUUUGAGAACAUGGACGAUAGUUUGCGCGUCGGCUACGAGGGGUUCCGUCCAGGUAUGUACGUCAGAGUGGAGCUGGAGAGACUGCCAUGUGAACUCAUCAAUAACUUUGAUGCCACUUUUCCUCUCAUACUUGGGGGUCAACAGAGUGUGGAGGGAAACAUUGGAUUUGUCCAGACACGCAUGAAGAAGCAUAGGUGGUACAAAAGGAUCCUGAAGAGUCGUAACCCCCUGAUUAUCUCCCUUGGAUGGCGGAGGUUCCAGUCUAUUCCUCUGUACUCCAUACAGGACCACAACUUCCGGAAUCGCCUACUCAAGUACACCCCACAACAUCUUCACUGUCACGCCUGCUUCUGGGGUCCUAUAACACCCCAGGGUACAGGUUUACUAGCCGUCGAGAGCCUGACAGGAAAUGAGCCAGGCUUCAGGAUUGCUGCCACAGGUGUUGUCCUAGAAUUGGAUAAAUCAAUGCAGAUUGUAAAGAAACUGAAACUUACAGGCACACCUUACAAGAUCUUUAAGAAAACUGCAUUCAUUCAGGGCAUGUUCAACUCCAUCCUGGAAGUUACCAAGUUUGAAGGUGCCAAGAUUAGGACAGUGAGUGGAAUCCGGGGACAGGUGAAAAAGGGGUUGAGGACCCCUGAGGGAGCAUUUAGGGCCACAUUCGAGGACAAAGUUCUCCUCAGUGAUAUUGUGUUUAUGAGGACUUGGUACCCUGUGGAGGUGCCCCAGUUCUAUGCUACUGUGACCUCUCUACUGUUACCCCCAGCAGAGAAAGUAGCCUGGGUCGGGAUGAAGACUCUGGGUCAGCUGAAGCGAGAGAGAGCUGUAACAGCCCCACUGAAGGAGGAUUCCCUCUACAAGCCGGUUGAAAGAAAAAAGAGAUAUGAACCAACUCUGAAGAUCCCCAAGGAUUUACAGAAGAUGCUACCUUUUAAGGACACACCAAAAAUUCUUAAGGAAAAGAAGGAUCCAUAUAAAAGGGUAGCUGUCAUUCUGGAACCACAUGAAGCAAAGGUUAAUAAACUGAUGAAGAUGGUGAAGAAUGUCUAUCAACAUAAAAUGAAGUCAGACAGAAUGAGGAUGAGAGAGAGGGUGUCUAAACAUCAGAAAGAAAUGGACAGGAUCGGGGUGAUUAAAGCCAGGAAACAGAAGCAAGUCAAAAAGGACAUCUACAGGGCGCUUGGCAAGCUGGAGAAGAAGAGGGACCAGUACAAAAAGGACUGAGGGGGUGGUGCUGGAAGUUUCCACUCACCCAUAGCGAGGAAAAUAAACAAAAUACUGUGACCUUGAGACACUUGGGAAUAAUACAGUGAAUGAGAGUUUGUAUUUCACUGUAUACAGUUUACUAAUGGAGAGGAUACAGGUACAGCAGCCAUACAAAAGGAGAUGGUUAUUGAUGAAAUACAAGAAAAACAAACAAACAUGCACACAAUUACAAUCAUACUCAGCUACUAAGUUUGGAAUAAACAGCAAGUGUUUUAGUGCAUUCUCCUUUUGAUUCCAUUUCUGCAAGGUGAUGCUGUUGACUUUUAUGACUCAUUUCAAAGAUGUAGGAAACGAAAUUGUAGUAACAACCAAUAAACCCAGUAUCAAAGUUCUAUAUAGUCUCCUUUGGCAUCUGCCAUUAAAUAUGUGAAUGGUGGUUUAAUGUGAAAAAGUUCCAUGUUGAGAAGCUAUCUCACCGGAUUUUAUGUCUUUAUGACAGUGUUUAGGGAGAUAGUGAUCCUGCAAAUGAUUCCUUAAAUGGAAAUGUCUAUGGAAUGCUUCCUCUUUCUGUAUCAAAUGUCACAACUGAAUUACUUCAUGAAUCUGUGUUAUUUAAAGGUAAUAAAGGAUGGCAUUUGUAACACCAACAA